AUGAUAAAUCACCUCAAAAGAUUAAUAAACCCAACCAAAACAAUAAAAUAAUCCUUCAUAAAUUUCGCCACAACUCCCCCACAUUAAUAAAAAUUACAAGAAAAUAUUAAAGAUGAUAACGAUGAUGUCCAUACCCAACGUUAUUUAGAAUAAUUAAAAUUAGAAACAUAAGGAGAACCCAUUUAUCCCGAAUAAGAAUAAAAAGAAAUAAAAAAAGAAUUCAGCAAAUAUAUAUUUAACAGUGCUUAUAAUGCCAUUUAAUUAUCCCUAGAUGAUUGCAAUAUAAUAAAUAUAGAAAAUGAAUCUACAUUUCACCGAGUUCCUAAACUUCAGCAUGAAUUGGAAAAUGUUGUACAUUAUCCAGGUAUUUAUUUUAUGGAUGAAAUAGCCAAAAUAUAAAAAGACUAAGGAAAGUUUUUGAGAAAUAUUCCUUAGCCAGAUGAGAUUGAUUUUGACAAAAUUCCGCUUUAUAUACCCCCUUCUAAUGAUUAGCUUUUGCUAGAUUUUGCGAAAAAAAGCAAUAUUAAAUAUGUUGUGAGUACUUCUACUAUUUCUUCUGCACUUACUUAGAUUUAUUAUAUGUUUUCGGGUUUUAGGAAUCCUUUGUAUGAUAAUAUAUCGAGUAAUUAUGAAAAUGAACCGAAAAAAUAUAUGAUUUCUUAAAGAAAACCAACCACAAAUUAUUUAAGAAGACUUGAUAAGGAAAAAGGUAUUUACGCUUUUGAUUCUGAUUCUGGAAUUUUCGAAGCACCGAAUAAAAUUUUAAUGGAUUUAGGUAAAAUACUUGAAAAAUAACUAACUUUGGAUGAACAAACAUUCAAAGACGCUCUUUUGAAAACUUCAACUAAAAAUAUUUUAAUAGAAGAUGAUCAUCAUAGAUUUAUGAAACUAAACGGAGAUAUUUGUUUGAGAUCUUAAAUUGAUUGCACAGCAAUUUCAAAAGAAACAAACUAACCAAUUGUAUUUGAAAUAAAAACAAGAGCUUCCUGUCCUAUAAGAUAUGAUUUGGAAAAUUAUAAGGAUUAUUUAGACUAUAGAAUAGUUUAAAAAUACGGAAUACAUUCUUCUUUUGAAAGAGAGUAUUAUGAUUUAAUAAGAGGAGGUUUUCUAAAAUAUUGCUUUUAGUUAAAAAUAGGGAGAAUGGAUGGUGCGUUUAUCGCUUAUCAUAAUACAUUAGAAAUGUUUGGGUUUGAAUAUGUGAAAACUACUGAAAUAGAAAAUCGAAUUUUCGGGAAUACGCUUUUUGCAGAUGCUUCAUUUGUUAUUUGUUCAAAAAUUUUAACUAAUUUAUUAAAUUUAAUUUUGGAUGAUUUACAUAAUGAAAAUUUUGAAAUGUUAAAAAUUGGUAUUUACUGCGAUUAACCGUCUAAAAAAAUUGUCGUUUUUAUAGAAUUAUUUGAUAAAUAAACACCUUGGUCAGAUAAAAAAUCUAUGUAAAAAACGAAAGAUAUUUGCGAUGAAUUUGAUUAUUUUACCAAGGUUGAAAAAUUUGAAAAUACAGUCUAUAAGUAUGAGUAUUAGAUUUUCCCGUUUAUUAAUGGAAUUUAGGCUAAAUCCAAUAAUUAUUUUCUUUAAAUGGGAGAUUUGAUAGAUGUAAAAUAUAAAUUUAAGAAAAUAGGUAAGGCUAGCUUUAAUGAUUAUAUGAACUUCUUGCAUGAUGCAUAUAAAUUUGAUACUAUUAAUCUUGAUUUGAGUUAUAGUGGAGUUUGGUUAAAAUGA
Ichthyophthirius multifiliis is the source of this 1719-nucleotide messenger RNA. RefSeq names its product mitochondrial mRNA processing protein, putative. Gene Ontology annotation, biological process: mitochondrial RNA 5'-end processing. The transcript is spliced from 2 exons. NCBI's taxonomy places the organism in Eukaryota, Ciliophora, Oligohymenophorea, Hymenostomatida. The record is from RefSeq and is a predicted model, not a curated record. Gene Ontology annotation, cellular component: mitochondrion; mitochondrial envelope.